Phytophthora infestans T30-4 is the source of this 1639-nucleotide messenger RNA. RefSeq lists its product as uncharacterized. Gene Ontology annotation, molecular function: DNA binding; DNA-directed DNA polymerase activity. Lineage: Eukaryota; Oomycota; Peronosporomycetes; Peronosporales; Peronosporaceae. The transcript has 3 exons. The coding region runs from base 1 to 1557 and encodes 518 amino acids. Gene Ontology annotation, cellular component: nucleus. Gene Ontology annotation, biological process: double-strand break repair via nonhomologous end joining. The record is from RefSeq and is a predicted model, not a curated record.
AUGGUUGAUGAAGAUUUCACUCAGUUGUACCAACACCUAGACAACUUGCGCGAAGGGUGCAAGCGAGGCGGUGUAAGUCUUCCCGAGAGCAUCUACGAUGCUUCUGCGGAGAUCUUGAAGGCACUCUCUGCAUCUCAUGGCGACGAAGAGGGUGCAAUGGAGCUACUAGCCGUUAAGUUCAAAAGGGGGGCCAAGCGAGAACAUGCCGCGACAGCGAAGGCCCGUGAAACCGAACGAGCUAUCGGUGAUGCAGGAGAGGAAACACCCGUGGAUCUGGAAGAAGACGAGGUUGGCGACGAGAACAUCGCUGCGAAUGAAGGAGAAGAGCCGCCACGGAAGGUAUCUCGCUUGACUGAAGACGUUCGUAAAGAGCCGGCGGCUGUGUUCUCGAAUCAAGUUAUCGUGAACACAUUCGCGGACUAUGGAGAGCAGCAACUUCAUCAAGGACACACGGGGACAGGAGUCACUCAUCUGCGUGCAGCGUGUGCUAUUCGAGACUAUCCCCGCGCCAUCGAAUCUGGUACGGAAGCUCGUGCUGUUCCAUUGGUUGGAUCCAAGAUGGCAACUCAAAUUGAACAGCUUUUGAGCUCUGGAAAGCUGGAAGACAAACUCAAGCUGGACGAUGUGGAAAAGCACACGCUGCCUGAAUUGGUUCACGAAGUGCACGAAACUCGAGCAAAAUGUUCUGAAAACCAAAUCCUGGUUGAUGAGCUUUCGAAAUUUGGGGAACACGAGCUUAACUUCCGUAGCGUUAGCAAAGGGAUGACUCACCUACGCGCAGCCCGAGAACUACAGCUAACCAAUCAGGUUGUCAGUUCCGGAGACCAGGCUCGUCGUGAAGUACCUCUUGUUGGAGCAACAAUUGCCGACAAGAUUGACCAGAUUCUGAAAUAUGGCCGCAUUGUUAAGGAUAUCCCAGUUGCGGGAAGAAACAUUCAACCGGAACUGAUUGUGGAGGAGCGUGCUGUGCGGCCUGAAAAUCAGCUCCUCGUGGAUGCAUUGGUCGACUACGGCAGUAGUCAUUCGCACUCGGGUCAUGCUGGCAAGGGUGUUGCCCAUUUACGUGCUGCAAUGGCAAUUCGAGAUUCGGAUAUUGUGGUGACGUCGGGAAAGCAGGCGGCAGAGUCGAUCAAGUAUGUUGGAGCUCAAAUUGGUGCAAAGAUCGAUCAACUGUUAGAACAUGGUCAUGCUGAUACCGACGAUGAAGUAGAUGACCAAGACGACCAAGGAAGCGAGUUUGGAGUUCGCGAACCUUCUGGUACCCCACGAAUUGUUCACGAAGUUCGCAGCAAGCAAGCACGAGUCGAAGGAAACCAGAAAAUUGUGGACGCGCUUUCAGAUCGUGGAGAAAUGCAGCUUGCUCAGUGUCACACGGGUCAAGGAACGGCUUCUAUGCGUGCAGCCUGUCGUCUACGAGAUACUGCAGAGUUAGUGACAAGUGGCACUGUGGCCCAAGCAUUGGGCUGCAUUGGGAACAAAGUUGCUACUUUCAUCGACGCGUUGACGUGUCAGUCGCCGGACGAGGCGGAGGACAUCACCGAAGAAGCAGAAAAGUAGGACGCAGCAAUGUAGGCAUGUGGCAGAUUUAUUUUGUAACUUUUAAUACUUUGGAAAAAUACACACUUUGCUGAGAAAUUUA